GACAACAGUUGUCCUCUUGCACGCUCUCGGAGCACAACUGACCUCAUUCCUAAAAUUCAGAGCCCUUCUUACAAAAACGGGAAACGCAUCUUCCUAAAAGUAAAGCUGAAGAGAAAGUGUCGCGACUCUGGAGAGAGGAACUGAUUGACAGUUUCACUUGAUGGCGGAACGUUUGGAUUGAGUGGAAGAUAUUUUUGAUCGCUUUGUUGCUUAUCCAAAUGGACUUUCGGGUGGAAAUACACCUACUUCUUGCAGUGUUAGUGAAUUACAUUCUAACUGAAGUUGAAUCAAUAAGUUAUGGUCCUCCUCGGAGGCUUCAAAAUACAACAGAUUCUACAGUUAUUACAGCAGAAGCUAGAACAAAUAUUGCUGUACACCAAAGUCCAGAAAGAAAUGAAACAAGUAACUUGCAAAGUUCUUCCAGAAGGAACAGAGGUCCUUUCACCAUUUUGUAUCCUCUAACAUUUCCUCAAAGUAGAAGAGGAAAGUAUUUGAAUCUUACUCUUCCUUCUGAGCCACCUACAUCUGAUGUUGUAGAGCCAAGGAUUGUAAAUCAUCAAGAUCUUUACUCAUAUUUUUCACCAUCACCCCAAAGAUAUAAUAAAAGUUCAAAAUCCAAUAACCCCGUUGAAGCAAGAGAUGUUCCCAGUGAACCAGAGCCCAUACCCACCAAUGCACCAAUAGAAAUGACUGAACAAAGGCCUCCUCAAUACGAUACAACAAGACUCAGAGACUUUAGAAACUACCGUCCCAUUCCGCCAAAUACUUAUCACAAAGGAUCGGCAUCUUUCCCAGCAAAACCAGGAAAACAAGUCAUCAACUCUGCUCUUACCUCUCCUGAAUCACCUCCAAAGACGUAUUUCGUGUAUCAGCCCCAACCUGAUCAACCACCACCUCAAACAUAUUACAAAAACAGAGUUCAGUAUCAUCAAUUGCCUCCAAAACUAAAUGCAACAACGGAUCAAAGUAACGCGCAACCGUUGAGAAAUCUUCCUGAAAACGUACCCUCAGUUCCACCUGCGAGAUACAACAAAGCUUAUAGCACGGGAUUCGUUGCUUAUCCGUUUCAACACAAUAUCCCACUAAAUAUUUCACACUUAAAUCCAAGGUGGUAUAACAAGCCAAAAUAUGAACAACCUCCUCUGCCUGCUCCAGAAGUAGAAACCCCUCCAGAAGAAGUCGCUAUAUAUAAUUUGGGUUCAGAUGUUGUUUCUGAAUUAUCACCGCCCAGGUAUCCUGAGUCGAUUAGUGAUCUUCCAGAACCACCUCGAAAAUAUAAGGUCAAGACUUGGAACACUUGCUAUUGCAUUCCAUACUACUUGUGUAAAGAUGGUGUCAUCAACUCCGGUGGAAGAUCUAUUGCGUCUCAUCGAAGACAAGGCAGAGCGCUUGACUAUAAUUUCAGAAAUAGGACUGCUGCUUUACUUGAAGCAACACCAAAAAUUAUGAAUACAAACCCUUCCGAAAUUCCUCCUGAUGCGAUAAUAUGCGAAGAGAAUAAAGUAUGUUGCCAGAUAUCGUUUAGUGACGAUACUUACGACAACAUUGACGAGAUCCACUAUCCUGUAGCAACGCCCCCACCUGACCCCCAGCCGACUGCACCUCCCAGGCAUCCUGACAGACGAGAUGAAAUAGAAACCUGUGGAGUCAGGAGAGCUCUAGGUGUUCAGUCAAGACUUAACCAAGUACAGUAUCCAGCAGACGUAGCUGAGUUUGGGGAGUAUCCGUGGCAGAUUGCAGUUUUGAAAAAGAUAGAAGGCGAUAAAAGUCUUUACCUAUGCGGCGGAGUUUUAAUCUCUAAUCAAUGGGUAGCAACGGCAGCUCAUUGCAUCAAGAAAGAAAGAUCCUCGCCGUUGGUAAUACGACUCGGAGAAUGGGAUGUCAACAGGAAGGAUGAAGUUUAUCCGUACCUAGAGGAAGACGUCGAUACCCUCAUCGUCCAUCCAGAGUUCAACCAAGAAAAUCUUCAAAAUGAUCUGGCGCUGCUUCGCAUGAAAGCUCCUUUGGACCCUCGAGUACCCCACGUCAACCCAGCAUGCCUGCCUAAACAUGGACAGACAUUUGACGACAACAAAUGCUGGGUCAGCGGUUGGGGGAAGGACUUUUUUGGUCCCCAGGGAGAGUAUCAGAAUGUUCUUAAAGAAGUAGACGUGCCUGUCGUUAGCCGAAGCGUGUGCACUAAUGAAAUGAGAGGCACCAAUCUAGGCACACAAUUUACGCUACAUCCUGGUUUCCUCUGUGCGGGAGGAGAACCUGGGAAAGAUGCCUGUACGGGCGAUGGCGGAAGUCCCCUGGUAUGCAAAAGUGAAGGAUACUGGUAUGUUGUUGGUCUGGUAUCGUGGGGUAUUGGCUGCGGCCAACCCGGUGUUCCAGGCGUAUAUGUUAAUCUUCUGUACUACACUGAUUGGAUAAACAGCAUCAUAUAUGGACUUGAUUCAUAAUUUUCAUUCAAAUUACUUGAAUAUAUUUCCUGUGGAAAAUCCUCAUUUCUUCGUCUUCUUUUCGAAAUUUCCAUCUUUGCCAUUGAAAAUCAUACCUUACAUG
Molecule: messenger RNA, 2544 nt
Organism: Uloborus diversus
Lineage: Eukaryota; Metazoa; Arthropoda; Arachnida; Araneae; Uloboridae
Product: protein masquerade-like
Exons: 9
Coding region: 219-2441 (740 amino acids)
Biological process (GO): proteolysis
Molecular function (GO): serine-type endopeptidase activity
Source: RefSeq, a predicted model, not a curated record